AUGAACAAUUCAGUUAUAAUCCUACCUUUCCGAAAGGUGCCAUCGGACGAAGAAGAAAGAAGAUUACAGACUGUUGAUGUAUACAUAUCUGACGUGGAGCCCAAAGAAACAGGACGAAUAUUAAGAUUCGUUCAAACUCAUUGCCCACAAUCCGAAAUUCUGGAUCAUGUCAAACGAAUAAGAAAAGUAUCUCAUGACCAAGGCUUUAUUCUAAAUGUACUUAUAUGUUUAACCGCCUCAAUAACGCUCGAUGAUCUGAAAUUAUUGAUCAAACAACAUGACCUUGAAUCGAUUUUGUCACUUCGUGUUCAUCAAAUUUCUAAAUACCCACCAAUAACACGAGCUCAGUUUGAAGAGUGGAAUCGGUUAUGGCCAAUUAAUUUCCGCGAGGAUCCCAGGAGGGGUUCCAGAUUUUCUUCCGAAGAAAUAGAAAUUUUAAGAUAUCACAUGAUCAGAGCAAUUCAAUUAGCAGAUAUUGCAAGAUCUAAAGGAGAGAUACCAGUGGGUUGUGUAAUGAUAGAUCCGAGAAGAAUCGAAAUAAUGUACGAAUCACAUGACACAAGAACAUCUUCAAACCAUCCAUUUAGGCAUGCUAUUCUAAACUGUAUAAAUCAAGCAGCGUUAUUUGAGAGAACAAAAUUGAAGACUAUAAAUAUUGAUUCCCUAAUACCAAAAAAGCGAAAAUCUGAUAAAUCGGAGGAUCAAUUUGCAUUUUCAAGUGAUACAUCUUCGGAACCAGGCUCGAUCACUUUUGAAAACAGAGAAAGUAGUAUAGGAGCUUAUUUAUGUAAAGGAUAUGAUCUAUUUGUUACUCAUGAACCUUGUAUCACAUGCUCGAUGGCUCUUGUACAUUCAAGAAUUGGUCGCGUAUUCUAUGGACGAUCUAAUAAUGUAUCGGGAGGUUUAGGAUCAUGCUACAAAAUCCAUACUCACCAAGCUUUAAAUCAUCAUUUCAAAACAUUUAGUGGAUUCUUGGAAGACCAAAUUGAAAUGCUCAUGAUUGAUUGCUAA
Molecule: messenger RNA, 1011 nt
Organism: Cetraspora pellucida
Lineage: Eukaryota; Fungi; Glomeromycota; Glomeromycetes; Diversisporales; Gigasporaceae
Source: the annotation of a GenBank genome assembly